Messenger RNA from Cataglyphis hispanica, 7850 nucleotides. RefSeq names its product POU domain, class 6, transcription factor 1 (gene pdm3). Gene Ontology annotation, biological process: regulation of transcription by RNA polymerase II. The coding region runs from base 2360 to 4390 and encodes 676 amino acids. The record is from RefSeq and is a predicted model, not a curated record. NCBI's taxonomy places the organism in Eukaryota, Metazoa, Arthropoda, Insecta, Hymenoptera, Formicidae. The transcript is spliced from 14 exons. Gene Ontology annotation, molecular function: RNA polymerase II cis-regulatory region sequence-specific DNA binding; DNA-binding transcription factor activity, RNA polymerase II-specific.
CGGGAAGGUCGCGUCGCGCAAACUUUUACAUCGUCGUAUUAUCUCGCGCAAUAUAAUCGUGACAAAUACUAAGUGAUAGCAAAUCGCGAUUAUAUUUCUUACAAUAGCUGCAGUUAGCAAACAUUCAUUAAUUCUCGCGAUUAAUUCUUGCGUCUAAACAAAAUAUGUUUUAAAACAAAUUUCAUUUCUAUUAAUUGCGUAAUAAUUAUAAUUUGAUGUUUGACAUAUGAAUUUUGUUCGCCAAACAAAUUGUAGCUUUAUAUAAUUAAAGUUGUCGCAAUAUUAAGUGCGCAUCACAAUUAACAUUGGGAGUGUCGUACAAAGUGGCGUGCGUAUUCUGCUAAUUAAUGUGCGCGGUCGUGUUUCCGCAAGUGAGUAUAUAUUAUAGGUAUUAUAAGUGUCAUCAAAAAAAGAAUAAGAGGACGCCCGAGAAAUCGUCGUACGACGAAGCAAUCAUAAGAGCGAGUGGGAUGCGAACAUGCUGGAAAAACAGAGACGGACAGAGGUACCUCUCGCGAGUGUACCACCCCUAAAGUGCAUCGCGGGAGGCAGCUCGGACACUCAUAACAAUCAUAACAACGGGAUCUCGCGAGUAACUCGUGGACCACCUCCGCGCAUCGUACCGCCCAAUGUACCGCCCCCAUUACCCCUUCUAUGCUGACUACCUACCAGGCGGGAGAAUCGUCACGGCGGGUUGUCUUCCCUCGGUUGUACAGCGGUGCCACUACGCAGCCAGACUGCGGACCGUCAGGGUUUAGGUCCGAGUUUUCGCGGCGAGCUCCAACCGCGCAACGUGCACGACCACGCUGCCAAUCAAGGACAGCACGAGGGGAAGAUUGGAUCGCCUACCUUCUCCGAGACAUCGAAUCCGCGACAAGAUCUGGAUCGUCGCUCGCAGUAUCGAUUGUGAUUCGAAGAAAAAUUUCAUUCCAAAUUGGAAGAGGAAUUGGAGCUAACAGACAAUUGGAGAAGGUCAAGUCGAGCAGACAACGUUCGACGCUUCCUUCGAAAACAUCGCACUUUGCGACGUGCCGCUAAAUAAAUAGUGUGUGUGAAACUACGUAGUGAUCGAGAAGUUUGGACGUGCAGUUGCGUGCGUCGAUUUAUCCGGCCUAUCAGCACGUGGCUCAUAGAAGUGGAAUUUUUCAGUCUGCGCUUCGCGGACAAUUGAGCGCAGUGAACUUUGUGACAGUUGGCCAGUGAAACGUGUGGUCGAAGCAUCCUCGGUUAAGUGAUAAACUCAAACAGUUAACUCUUUUGACAUUAGCGUCAUUUCAUCACCAGCUGUUUCAGGUCAAGGUGAUUGCUCUGGUUUAUUCCACACUCACCAAACGUAAAUUCGGAGUAAGUGCGUGGGAAUGAAUUAAAUCGCGUUAAGUGCAAACAGAAAGGUGAAAUCAAAUUAAUUAUAAAGAGCCCAACAAUUUUGACGUAAGGGGUCCAGAUUUAUCUAUCAGCUUCGAAAAGAGAUACGCAUUUUUAAGUAGCGUAUUCGCUUGUCAGCAUUGUCGCUGAGCAAAAGAAAGCUAUGAGACAAGGACUCCGGCUUUAAUAAGUUUCUUAUUAUUGCGACGAGUACGCUGAUAAUUACGAUACUCGCAUGUUCAUCGCGUGAACACAUCGGUGUUUUUCAACACGAAAUUAUAUGUUACGGACAACAACUACGAAGUGCAUGGCUUGACGCGCACAAAUAAAAUAAUUAAAACCACAUUACACGUAAGGUGUACUAUCUACCGAUUAUCUGCGCAGUGGAACUUUAUCGAGAAUCAAAUCGGUAAAUUAUUGUUUCCCGGUCAUUUGGAAUAUCCAGGAAACGGCUCGAAGACGUCUCGCCUUCCAAAAUUUCUUUCAACUGUUCAGGCGAAUACAAGAGGAGGUUGAAUCGAUCAAAGCAGUAUUUUAUCAAAUUGUGGGCAAUUAACUGUUUGCUUCUUAAUCGCUCCUAAUUAGUCGCAAUUACCCGCAGUAAUUAAGUAGGCUGAUGUCACCAGCGGCUGAUGUAUCAGUGAAUCGUCCGCUUCUUGUUCGGCUGAUCUUACUAUCAAAAUAAACUAUUAAUAUUCGCCGAUAGGAAAAAUACCGGGAGAUCGGCAAGGGAAGCGCCAGAAGAAGGAGAUCUUUGGAGAGAAUUUGAAACGAAAAAGAAUUUGAAGUCGUGCCUUGGUGUAAGCGUGGCAUCGUAGAGAACGAGAGAGAAAAAUAGACAUUAGGCUGCCGUUGAUCGACGAGAUCCCGCGACGGAAUUGCACCGUGGCGAAGAUAAAUAAUUGCCGCUAGAUAAACCCGCGUCAGGACGACGUCCCAAAUACAUCAGUCACAGAUCGCCUCAGAUUACGAGUCCCCGGGAUGCAAGGCUGACAUGGCGGAGGGUUCGGCCGAGGAGGAACAGAGCAGUACCGCUGCGCCCGCUUCCCCGCCAGCUGAUCUUCGCACUCUGAACACCCAAUUGUCGCCGCCUUAUCACCACCAGCCCCAUCUCCAGCCUCGUCUUCAACAUCUGCAGCAUUCCAACAUGCUGGCGACCGCCGUACCGCCCCGGCACAGCCACAGUAUGCUGUCUCAUCAGGUGAAAGCGGAGGCAGACCUGGACGGCCCCUGCGAUGUGCCAUUGAAUCUCAAGAGCGAGGAUAGCGAUAGGAGUAGCACUGGAAGCCCCGAGCCGGCGACAGGUGGUGGUGCGCUUCACGAACAUCAAAUGAUGAUAGAUGAUAUGAAGAAUUCACGAAAGAGACGACGGAGCCCAUCACCCGAAAAUCUCCAUCAAGCGAAACGUGCGGCGGUUGCACAAGCGCAUCUAAACGGAACGAUGGCCGGUAUGGUGACACUUCAGAAUCUUCAGAAUUUAGCGAAUUUGCAAAAUCUUCCACAAGUUGCGUCACUGGCCGCUGGUCUUCAAGGGAUGACGGCGGGAUUGACUAAUAAUCAAUUAAUUAAUACUCCCUUGAAUCUGACUGUUAGCUCGUCAGGUGGAACGGUACCAACAGCCUCGAGUACGACGGCGGCUCCCCACCUUCUGCCACCUAGCUCGGCUCCAAUGGCGACGUUACCUCAGCUAUUAUCUCAACCGCAACCGGUUGCGAUGCCUCAAUUCAUCCUAACGUCCGGUCAAUUGGUUCAGGGCAUUCAAGGGGCUCAGCUUCUUAUCCCCACUUCGCAAGGAAUCGCUACGCAAACCAUCUUGACCAUACCCGUUAGCCACGUCACGAAUAAUCAAAUGGUAAACUUGGCGCUCAGUAAUGGACAGGUAGUUUCUACGACACUGGCGAACCUUCAGUCUUUAGCUCAACCACAGAAUAUGCUUAACACGCCUACGAGCAACGUUCCCACGAGCCCCAGCCUGGCAUCGGGAUUAGGACUGAACCCUGCUGCUUUGCCGCAUCUUCUGAGUAAUAGCUCGGCGAGCCAACAACUUCUGAAUGCGAUGCAGCCUCAGCAAUUGCUCCAGGCUGCCCAAGCGGCACAGGCGCAAGCGGCACAAGCUGUACAGGCCGUUCAGGCUUCUCAACAACCGCUUCUAACGACAUCGCCUCAACAGCACAGCCAUCGACACACCUCGCAUAUGAAUCAUUACACAUCAACGGAAAAACAUCAUAGGGAACGACCUGAGCAGUCGUCGCCUUUGAACGAAUCCGUCGUGUCCGCUGCAUCCGCUUUGAACAGAUUGGCCGCCAGCAACGGCGAGAUUACUAUCACGACAACGCAUGGACCAGGCGGUGUUGGAGUAAAGGCAUCCCCGAGCAAUAUGCAUAGCCCGAAGGAGGAGGAGGACGAUCUCUUGAAUGAUUCACCGAACCAGCCAACGAUCAAUGAGGCCACUAACAAUGUGGUCGAUGGGAUCAAUUUGGACGAGAUCAAGGAGUUCGCGAAGGUCUUUAAGCUGCGCAGAUUGUCUCUGGGUCUGACACAGACCCAGGUCGGGCAGGCCCUGAGCGUCACCGAAGGGCCCGCAUACAGCCAAAGUGCCAUAUGCAGUGCCCUGGCUACCCAGAUGUACGCUGCCUCGCAGAUUGCCUCUCAGCAGCAAGCUACAUUCGAAAAGCUGGACAUUACGCCGAAAAGCGCGCAGAAAAUUAAGCCGGUCCUCGAGAGGUGGAUGAAGGAGGCAGAAGAGAGUGCAUCUGAUUCCAGGUACAAGAGCGGCGUUAAUCAUCUGACGGACUUCAUCGGGGUCGAGCCGAGCAAGAAGCGAAAACGACGGACCUCCUUUACGCCUCAAGCUUUGGAACUGCUGAACGCACACUUUGACAGAAACACUCAUCCCACCGGCAAUGAAAUCACGACUUUAGCGCAUCGACUAGGAUACGAUAGGGAGGUGAUAAGAAUCUGGUUCUGUAACAAAAGACAAGCUUUGAAGAACACGGUGAGGAUGAUGUCGAAGGGCGUCGUAUAGGGAAGGACUACAUCUACCGAUCAACCGAGCAACAUAUGAGAAAAGCUUCAAGCUGAAGCGAGCGAUGAGAAACAUGUUUCGUGAAAUUUUUCAAAAAAAUCUCGCGUUUCUUCUAGUAAUAUAAAUAAAUUGAAUCGCGCGUGAGAGAACGACUUUUCCGUGGCAUAUUACGGAAUUAAGGAGGAAAAUCAUUCACCGGAGAAAGACUGUAGUUAUCAAAGUGAAUCCGGCACGGAAAGAUCGUUCUAGAUCGAGGCGAGGUCCUUCGAAUAUUGUGAUCGCAGGUGUAUACGACAUCUAUAUGUAAAUAGCUUUAAUCUACGAAUAUGUAAUGUAUACAUGAGUCGAAUAUCGAAAACUGAUAAUCUAAAAUCGUUGUCUCUCAUUUGGUACCAAUCCGUCGCGCGCUUCCACAAUUUUCAUAGAUAUAUAUCUAGCAGAGAACACACACACACACACACACACUGUGACUAACUGAUCCAGUUUCGAGUUUCGAAACAAACAAGUUAUUGGCAAGCAUCAACGAAUCGAGUAACGUAGGAUUCCACGACGAUCAAAAUUACGUGAAAAGUUUAUCGAGCAACGAUAGAAAAAUUGCUUCCAUACGUCUUAAUUAAUUAAUUGCUCGAGUGUGACGCAUCGGGACACGUACGUUUCUCGGAACACAAUCCAUGAAAAACCGGGCGGAAAGGUAUGUAAGUCGUCGCACGGAUAAUAAUUAAUAAAAAUUCAACUAUACCUUCAAAAAAUGAUUAUUUACGAGAUAGCGGCGAACAUUUUAACAGCUACGUGCAAUCGAUAAUCACAUAAUCAAAUGAUGGCGUAAUGAUCGAGAAUGCACUCAAAAUCGAAAGACUCGAUGGAUGGCAAUCUUUUGCGCGCAACAAGAACUAUAAUUAAAUUCGAGAACCGAACCUUCAAGGAAAUUAAUUACAUCCGAUCUUGAAAUAUCGUUGUCGCUCGUUGAGUUGCGUAAAAUAAAAAUAUCGCUUAAAUAAUAAAUACAAAAUCUCAUCGCCUCUCUCUAUUGAUUAUAUAAUAUCAAAUCCCUUAUAUAUACACAAUUGAAACGAGCAAUGAUAAUAUUUCUGUUAUAAUUUCGGUGACAGAUCGACGGAGAGUUUUUAGUGCGCGCGAGAUCUGUAAAUUACACGUGUAUCUAGAAACAUGAAUGAAAUUCCUUUAGUAACUAAAUAACGCAAUAACGUCUCUGAAAGUAUGCUAUAAUGCGAUUAUAUACCACAUGCCGCUCCUGUGAAGUUGUAUUUGUUAGUCGUGUAGGAAAGAGACGGUUAGGGACAGACGAGAUUCGAGUUUCUGCAAAACUAGUCCGUAAUAAUCUGCCAUAUAAGACGUAUACGUGUUAAACGAGCACGCAUCCUUCGUUCCUAUACAUAUAUGCGCGAUCCGCUUACUCGCUGAAUAACGAUGAAAGCUCGGAUGAAAACUUCGAUUUUACUAGAGCUCGAUUCCGAUCUGCGGGGAUAAUCGACGAACAUAAUUCUUCGAUUACGAAAAACGCUUCCGUAUGUAUGUGUGUAUUGUUCCAUAUUUCUAUCUUGAUUUUAUAAAUCGUAUUUACAAUCGUGCGAAAGAAAGAAAAGAUGUAGGCGAUCAAAUAAUAUUCUAUUCGUGUAUUCCUUCGCGAAUGUAGAUUCGAAUGUAUUGCGCGACAAAUAUUACAGAUGCGUGAUUUUGCAAUCGAAGAAUUAUUUAUGCAUUAUUACUGUGUCCCUUUUAACUGAAAUGAAAAAAAAUCAUAAUCAUAAAUAAAUACAUAAAAAAUGGCCAUGUAAAAUCGCCCUACACGUCAUAAUAAUUAUUAGGACGAUUGAUUUGCACGCGUCGCUACAUAUACGAACGCAUUAUGUUGUGACGCAGUCAUUUAGCAACAAGCGAUCGACAACCCGCAGUCGUAUUUCCGCGUAAAAGGAUAUUUAAGUGAAGCCCAUAAAAGUACGGUUUUCUUAAUAUUUAGCAGACAAGUACGUUUAAUGAAUAAGAUUGUGCAUAAAAUGUACUUCAUCCUCUUUAUAUAAUGGGCUAUUCGCUACGAUAAUAUCGUGAAAUCUUUAACAUGAUGCGUAGCUAGGGGCGCAAGGGGUAGCCUGUACAUAUUACGAUACAUACAUUGUAAUAUUACAAUUAACUUUUAUUAUAUCAUAGCUACAAAAUAGCUGAAUUCGAGCAAAGAAAAUUUACAUGGUUAAAAAAAUAAUAAAUUUCUAAAAAUAAAACAUAUUUUAAGGUUUUACUUUUAAGAGUCUGAGAUGAGCAAAGUGAUCUGUUCCUAAAAUAUUGUAUUAUACGAGUAAAAAGAGAGGAUGAGAGAGAAAGGCACGAGUGGGGGUCGGAAAGAUAUACGAUAAGGUAAAAUUCAAAAUUCAAAAUUUUUAUUACAGGGAUGGGAUGUAUAUGUUAUCCUUUUUGAUAAAAAAGCGAAAAUAUUUGUACAGAAAUAUUCCGGUUAUUAAAUUUUGUUAUACGAGAAAGAGAGAAAGAAAGAAUGAAAGGGGAAAAAAGAGAGAGAGAGAGAGAGAGAGAGAGAGAGAGAGAAAUAAAAGAGCAGAGCGUCAAAAGACGCGCGGUAGUGAUAAAAAUAAAAACGCGAACACAGUUUAAGAAUCAUGUGUAUUUUCUUCGUGAAAUUGAAAUAUUCGAAUAGAUCCUUACGAAAAUAUAAACAUGAGUAUUACAAAAAAAAAAAACAUGUGAAUUGUAUUCGUGAAUGUCAUAUUUCUAAGGAAGAUAGAUCCACGGGCAAAUGUUUUAUAGCAGUUUCCAGCUGAAUUCUUGCUCGCUUUAUCUGGUGAUUUUUGUAGACAAAAGAUAAGAAAGGAUAGCCCUACGUCACAUAACCGAAUAAUAAAGAGAAGAAAUAAACAUCCCUAAAAAAAGAAGUCACGUCGAGUCAUAAAGUAAAAACAAAACACAAAUCGAUAAGAGGAAACUGCUCCUGAAACAUUGCCCAGCGAAACCAAAGUUCCUACUACGUUUUAUAAAGUAUAUAAUUGAAACUGCAGAGAACACUUGAAUUGUAAAUAUACGAUAAACGCAAAGUUAAGCUAAUAAUCACGAUACAAUCAGCAAUUUAACGAUGCUAAAAUACGACUCGCCGAUCAAUUGAUUCGACAUUGCCGUUGUCGGAGAACAUCGAUCGACCUUAUUAUGGAAAGAAAAUCACACAACUUGGUAAGCCGACUUCACCGAAGGCGGGAAUCAAUUGAUUUUGGCAACGAAAUAAGCACACAGUCGGCAAUUAAGCACAUAAGUAUACAAUUAAACUAAGCAGCCGUAGCUCUAGCUUCAAUGUUAGCACUUAGGCACACGAUGUAACAUUAAAUUACGUAUUUAAAUGAAGGACAAGAAUCUUAGCCGUUAAGCGAAUACCUGUGUAAAAUUUAGUAGGUGUCCACAAAAAUAAAAUAAAAACAUAUAUUGUGGUACAAAUAAUAAAAAA